Aphanomyces invadans is the source of this 454-nucleotide messenger RNA. RefSeq lists its product as hypothetical. The record is from RefSeq and is a predicted model, not a curated record. Bases 22 to 285 code for a protein of 87 amino acids. The transcript has a single exon. NCBI's taxonomy places the organism in Eukaryota, Oomycota, Saprolegniomycetes, Saprolegniales, Verrucalvaceae. Gene Ontology annotation, molecular function: calcium ion binding.
GUCAAAUUGAGCGUACACAGGAUGAGCAAGGCAGAUAACAUUGACUUUGCUGCGCUGGGGCUGAAUGCGGACCAGUACGGAGCUCUCAAACGCGCGUUCUCCAAGUACGACAAGAUGAACACGGGCACAAUUCGCGUGACGGACUUCGCUGCGUUGAUCAAGGAUAUCGGUGAAGAAUUUGACGAAGAGGAAAUGCAAAUCGCCAAGACGAGCUUAGAAGACCAGGACGGCGACUACAUUCAGUUCACUGUCUUUCUGAAGUGGUGGCUAGAAGAGUUGAAGUAGCAACAUGCAAUAAAUACGCCGUCACUUGGACAAAUUGACGGCGACUUCACGGGCUUGGGCUUGAAGUGCUUGAAUCACCGCACGUUUAACCUUUAACGCACGAGAAAUGAGUUCCCGCCGCAUUUGCCUACGACAUACUCAUGUGGUUCAAGCUAACGUAGACCUGAUA